UCAACAUAAUGGAGAUAGAGAAAGCAAAAACUAAUAAACGAAGAGAGAGAGAAUUAAAGAGUCAUGGGGAACAAAACUUCUACAAAAUUGUGUCAAGUACUGUUCAUUGUGGUUCUUCUUUGCAGCUCCAUUUAUCGUACCGAAUCAGCUGUUCCUUCUCAUCAUGAGAAAAUCUCAAGAACCGGGAGGAGAAUGAUGGCGUAUAACCCGGAUGGUAGCAUACACGUAGAAGGGAAGAAGUUGGAGACGUAUUAUAUGCCAAACAGUGACAUAUUUACAGGAUCAUCACAUAGUGGACAUGGUGGUGGCAGCAUUGAUCAAGUUUCUCCUCCAUAGUUUUCGGACAAUUAUUAUCAUUCCAAUAACUUGAGGCCUUCAUAUAGGGCUUUGAAAAAUAAAAACUAUAUAGCUACAAAUGUAACUCUUUCAGUUGUGUGUUUUUCAAGUAAGGUUUUUUAAUCUCAUCAUCAAUGUAUAAUGAAGUGUUAACAAAAUGUAUAGAACAAAAAUAGAUUUUUCUUCCGUA
Messenger RNA from Camelina sativa (false flax), 526 nucleotides. Its product is annotated as serine rich endogenous peptide 9. The record is from RefSeq and is a predicted model, not a curated record. Lineage: Eukaryota; Viridiplantae; Streptophyta; Magnoliopsida; Brassicales; Brassicaceae.